Messenger RNA from Nomia melanderi (Alkali bee), 12584 nucleotides. RefSeq lists its product as uncharacterized. Lineage: Eukaryota; Metazoa; Arthropoda; Insecta; Hymenoptera; Halictidae. The record is from RefSeq and is a predicted model, not a curated record.
AAUACUGCCGGAUCGAGAAUCUCGAUCAACGAGAGAGAAGGAAGUAUCCAUCUACACAUCCAUCCAUCCACCGUACGGAGCCCCGUUGCACGUCGGGAAACUGAACAUGUACGUACGUCGUACGAACGACGUAGAGCGUUGAAUGUGUCGAUUACGUUCGGGGUUGGCUUGCACUUUUCGCGGUUGUAUGUGCGCGCAGCAACGUCGCGUGGUCGGCAAUCGAGGUGCUUAUAAAACCUUCUAGUGUAUAGUGACUAGGUGAUAAGAGGUGAGCUGAAAAGAGAAACUCGUUCUUUUCCUGGGACGCUCGCCAAUUCUGGAGGUGUCUGACUCUAUCGCGGCGUCGUUCUAACAAACAGCCGGGAUAGCCGCGCAUUCACAAUUGUGCAUCUGUGUGUGGAACAUCCAAUCACGGAAUUCGCGGGCUAAGAUGCCCGACGUGGCUCCCGCGGACAACGUCGGCAUCGAGACCAGGGUCAACGAAGCGGUGCACGACGAAUGGAGUGACGCUCGCUCCUGGUUUCCCGCGAAUACGCGUUUGAUCCAAUUUUCACCUCCACUUGUGCAUAUGGGGAAAGAAUUCAUUGUAUUUUGAAACAUCAAACAGUGUUCACCCAAAUUAACUGGCUGUUUGAAGUGAAUAUUUUUGCCUGACGUGGUAACAUGAAUUGUUGUUACUGUGCCCUAAGAUAACAACAUAAAAACAACGACGAUUUUAUUAGUAUACCAUUUCAUACAUCUAUUUGGAGCAGAGUAUGAUGAACAUUAAAUAUUGAUGCAAAUGUUUAUGGUGCAAUUUAUAGAUCUGUAAAGGACGUAUAAUUAUUUAAAGCUCAUAGAAACAAUUAUUUAAAUGUGUUCUUUGGAGGAUUUGAUAGUGACCGAGCUAUCUUUCGUGUUUACAGUUGAAAAAUAUAUAUAUGGAGCGGCUAAAAGUGUUUUAUGUUCAAUCGAUACAUGUAUUUUAAGUACAAUAAGCUACAAAAUGAAGGAAACAUAAUUACGAGGUGUCCAGAAACUUAGAUGAGUCAUUAGUUUCUUUGGAUGGUGAUAUAGUAUGGGUAAAACUUGGAGCUUGUUGGUGGCCAGGACAAGUCACUGGGUUUAAUAAUUUACCCGAAGACAUACAAGACGAAUUUCAAAAGAAGCCUUUAAUAGCUGCUGUAAAGUUCUUUCAAGAAGACACCUAUGAAUUUGUCAAAAACUAUCAACAAAUUUAUAAAUACAAUUGUACACAGAAAGAUGAAUUCAUCAGAAAAGGACUUGAUAAAUAUAGAAGCAAAAGUAAAGAUGGCUCUAGGUAUAUGGAUAAAUUCCCUGGAGAUGUUGAAAUGGCUGAGAAAUUAACUGGAGGUGAUCCGGAUAUUUUAAGUCAUGAUAAAUUUUGUCCAGAAGAAAAGCCAAACAUAUCAGCUUUAUUUGGAGAUAAGAAAGUAACAAAGAAAAAAAAGGAACGAGAAGAUACUCCCAAAAGAAGUGAUUCUAUUGAAGUUGUAAGGAAAAUCACACAUCCACGAUUUUUAAAAGAAAGUGACCAUGAAGUCAGAAUUCGUCAACAGCCCAGCAGUUUACCAUCAACGCCAAAUAAUACCGGUUCUCCACAAUAUCCUUGUCAUUUGUGCAAUUUUACUUCUUCUCGCGUUAAUGUUAUUAUUUGUCAUAUAAAAAGUCAUAGAUCUGGGAAUUCACCAAUGUCAAAAACAAAAGUAAAAACUUAUUCUCAAUAUAGGGGCAAGCAUUCAGAUGUAGACACUCCUAAACGAAAAUAUGUGCGGAAAGACAAAAGUCAGUCGGGCAGAAGUAAAAGUAGUAGCGAGUCCGGGAAGAGAAAACAAAUUAAACAAAAUGAAAAAGUUGCUAAAAAGAAGAAAACAGAUCCCAAAAUUCGUGAUACUAUAUUGGCAGACUGGGAGGAUGAGUCCGAUGAAGAUAUUAGCCUAAAUCAAAGUAAACAAUCUGAUUCAAUGCCUGUAAAUAAUGUUCCAACAAAAAGUCAAUUUGAUCUUGAUAAAUCGGAAGAAUCUGAUCAGAAGAAUAGUGCACUUCCAGAUCCUAAUGAAAUUAUUGCAGAGACUGAAAAAUUACUUAAAGAAACGGAGAAAUUAACAUCAAUAAAUAUAAUGGAAGAUUCUGAAAUCGAUGAUAGUACUAAUGUUAUAAAAAAUUUUAAAUCAAAUCUUUCUGAUAAGAAAUUGGAACAAGAAAAAGACAUUAGAACAUCUGAUGUUGAGAUCAAUGAAUCUUUUAACAAAUCACAAAAAGAAAAAGAACCUCUUAAUUCUGAUAAUGAAAGUAAACUUAAUGUGUCUAACAAAGAUGAUAAAAAAUCAUUAUUGUCUUGUUUUGAUUUUCAUGAAGAGGAACUGUCCAUACCUCCAGUAAGAAAAAAAGCACGUGCAUUUCACCAGAAGAAGGAAAUUAUAAAGGAAUUUGAAAUGAGUCAAGCUUUAAAAACAGAGCAAGAAAAGGAAGCGGAAAAUAAUAAAACUGCGGAUGAAGACAAUAAUAUUAAACCAACUGAGAAUGAAAAGUUAGAUGGAAUGUCAUCUGUGGGUGCAAAAGAUUUAGAGAAAUCAGAAAAAAGUAAAAAAAUUAUAGAUGACACGCCAGUAAACAAUAAAGUUGAAAAAGUAAAAGAGAAAAUUGAGUCAGAAAAACCAUCAACAGAUUCGCAGAAAUCUGAUACUGGUACUUCUCAGAAGGAACUGGAGAUCGUCGAAAUAUUUGAGGUUGAAAAGACGGAAAGUGAAAGUGAAAAUGUUAUAACUUCUCCAAAAACUGAAACGCAUGGAGUUCCUAAACUAAAUAUCGAGGUAGAACUAACAGAAAAUAAAGAAUUAAAUGUGCUGAGUGAAACCAGCGUCGAUAAACCAGUGGAAUCUAAAAGCAUAGAUACUGAUAGUAUAAAUGCAGGAAAUAAGGAGGAACCUUCAAAAGAAAUGGACGAAGUUUUGUCCGAACGAUUUACGACGGAAACAGAGGACGAAACAGUUUCUGAAUCUGCCGAUACGCUUCCUGAACAAAGUGAGAAUUCCGAUAUAGAUAUGCUAGAUCAAGAUCAAACACCCAAUUCCAAUAUUACUAAUAUUUUAUUAAAUAACGAUCAAAUAAAUGUUACUCCACAAACAAAAAAGCGUAGAGGUAGACCAAGAAAAUCGGAAUCCUUAAAUAGUACCACCAGUGGAAAUACCAGCGGAAAUGAAAGUCCAAGGAUAAAGGAUAAGAACAACCAAAAACUUUUAGAAAAAUUUGAACUUGAGAGGAGAACUUCAGAAUCUGACAGUGAGCGUUCGUACAGUGGAAGAAAACGAAAACCGAAUAAAAAAUAUUUAGAAUCUGAUAUAUAUGUGCAGGAUUUAGAUCAAAGAAUAUAUAAGACUGAUGAAAGUCAAUCUGAAAGUGAAGAAAAAAGUUCUGAAAGAGUUAAAGGUAGAACAAAAAGGAGUAAAAAAUUGGUGGAAGUUGACAAGAAAUCAAGCGAAAAAAUUGUGGUGGAAGAACAAAAAGAAUUAGAAUUUUCUUGUAAUACUUCAAAUACAACGGAAAAUAACAUUAAUUCUUCCAGUUCCGAAUUGCAAGACAAUUUGACUGAAAGCAGUACAUUUAAAGAUGAAAACAUUAUGGAAGUAGAUACAAGAGGUAGUGAUAAUCAAGCACCCAUUGAAAUUUAUGAAAAAUUGAAAAUGUCUUUGGAAGAAAAAUUUUUACCAAAAGAAACGGAUGACACGUUUGUGUUUCCUGAACAUACAAAACCUCAAAUAGUGGAAACCGUUGAUGAAAGUAAAGAUACAAUACAUGAAUCAGAAGGAGCGAAAGACGUAGUAAUGGAAACUGAACAUUUAUUAGGCUCAAAUGCUGUUCACGCAGAAAAUUUAAAAAGUCCCAGUGUAGAAUCAUCUAGUACACUUCAACUGGAAGUUUCAACGGAAAAAGAAAUUUCUCCACAAUCGGCAAGUAUUACAAAGACCGUUGAUAUGUUACCACCUAAGAAGUCGCAGAUCAAAAAGUUUGAAUUAUCACAAAUUGAUUUUUUUGACACGGACGCCCCUAUUGAUAAAACUACCAUAGACCCUGAAGUAGAUAACGGACAAGAACAAGUAAAACAUACAGAAAUAGUUAAAUCUAAUAAAGAUACAGAUGAAACUCGUUCUUUGAAAAAGAAGGAAAUUCUUUUUUCCGAGAAACUUGAAUUGGGCACAAAGAAUGAAGAUACUGAGAAAGAAAUAUUGACAGAAGAGUAUAAGAAGAGUAAUGAAGAAGUUGCAUCAAUAAAUGAGGAAGUUCACCAAACAGAAAUAGAAACAUCUGAUAUCCAAAAGCAAGAAUUAAAAUUAGAAAGCUCAGAACAAGUAUCUAAAGAUACAGCAAGUGAGCAACAACUUCAAAAGAAAUCGUCAAUGCAAACAAGGUACAAAGGAAAGUUUACACCGGAGACAGGUGCUAAAUCAAAGAAAGAUAAAGAUUUAUUUGCAGAAGAAAAGUCUUCAAAUACAUUCCAAGAAGCUUUUUUGAAGACUUUACACAUGGACAAGAAAAAAGGUGCAAUGGAUGAUUCUGAUACAAUUGGAAAGGGAAAGAAAGGUAAAAAAUCAGCCAAGAAAAAACACGAAGAAGGCGUGGAUAUAAAUAUUUCCGGUGAAACAGUCCAAGACAUAAACACUAACGAGGAGUCACAUAAGAAAAUAGAAACUUCAUCUAAUGUUCAAAGUGAAGGAAAUAAUUCACAAGUCACGGUUAUAAGCAAUUUCGAGGGUAUAGAGGUAGUAGUUGAUCAGAAUCUUGAGAUUGAUGCGAAAGUAGACGAUGCCGUGUUUCAAAAUGUUAAUCAACUUGCGUCGUCAUCAAGCGAAUUUGGCAUUACUUCCAAAUCACUAGCACAAUCACAUUCUACCGAGGACAGCUCAAAAUCUAUUAACAUAGAUAUACAAAAAGUGGACGAAUCUUCAAGGAUGUCUACAUCUACACCUUCGCCGUCGUCGGAUGUUACUGUACCUGUGAAGAAACGUGAAAUGCCACGAAUAAUUGAGAACGUAACGUUAACUGAACCUAUGCAGAUUUUAAAAUCAAAAUUGUUAGAUAAAUUCCCACAAAAAGGUGUAAAGCAUAAAUUAGAAACAGAUAGUACAAAAAAGUCUGAUUCAAAAGGAAGUCCAAAGGCAAAAAUAAUGAAAAUUGAAUCUUUGUCAUCUGGAACUAAAAUAAAAACUGGUUCUAAAACAUCUCAAAUGUCAUUAACUAAAAAAUUACAAGUACUGAAAGCUGAAGAAGCAGAAACAGCUGCAAUGAUGGAAGCACAAAAUGAACAGUUAAAUUUAAAAACUUCGAAGGCUCCUCCUACCAUGACAGCUACAACUGAGAAAUUUAUUCAACAAAGCUCCCAAAGUUUGGCAGAUAUGGAAUUAGAUAUAAAUUCAAUGCCAUUUGUCCUCAGUGAAGAUGUUUUAACUCCAGAGAGUAUUGAACAAAUGCCUGUUGUCAUAUCUUCUAUUAUACCGGCAUCUAGUACAAUACCAGCAACUCUGUCUUUUACACCUACCACUCAAAUAGUGUCACCUACUCAAACUCAAUAUAAAUUAAAUGAAAAUACAACUGAAGUAUCGCCUACAAAGAAAAAGAGUGGUACUCCUGCAAUUUUAAAGAAUAAAAGUAAAGCCAAACCUACAAUUACUAGUAUAAAAACGUUAGUACCUCCACUGACUGGUGGAGUAAAAGGUAUUAAAUUUCAAAAUGCUCCAGCAACAAGUAAAGUUCCUCCUCUUUUAACACAGAAGGGUACACCAAGUAAAUAUGUAGUGGUACAAACUUCGGGGGGACAGCAAUUACGUUAUAAUGUUCAGGGCAAAGCUGGUACUCAUCAAAAAAUCGCUAUACCAACUGGUAAAAGUGCUGGAAAUGCACAAGUAGUUGCACAAGGAAGCAAAGUAGUUAUUUUAACAUCAGCACAAUCUGGUCAAACUAAGAUGUUACCUCUAAAUAUAUCUAAAACUUUAGGUGGUAAAGUACAGGGGAUUAUGACUAGUAAAGGACAAAUACUCUGUCCCAUUAGUCCACAGGGUAUUAUAAAUUCAAAAACGGUAAUUGCUCCGAAAGGGGAUGGUGUAUCUCCAACAACAUCCAAACUUUCUACAAGCCAUAAAAUUAUAAAUACACAAGGAAUAAUAACGUCAAAAGGUGUAUUGACUCCUAUUUCAGGAACAAUUGGUAAGACUGCACUAUUAGGAACAUUACCUCAAGGAAUUCUUACAAAAGGCGGGAUUUAUACGCCGAUAAGUGCUUCCACUUUGGGUGGUAAAGCUAUUAUUGGAUCAAAAGCCUUGGUCACAAAAGGUGCAACCAUUUUGUCUCCACAAAGUUUAGGUCCUUCUAAAGCUAUUUUAACCCCAAUAUCUCAAGCUAUUGCUGGAAAAACAAUUUUAAGCCCUCAAGGUAUCAGUACUAAAGCUACUGUGUUGACACCAAUAACAGGACAACAAGUGAAAGCCAUUGCAGCGAAAAGUCCAUCUAAAGGCAGUAAAGUGCAGUAUCAGUCUGUCCAGCAGAAAGUGCAAUUACCUAUGUUACAGAAAUCUCAAAAAAUUCCAAUGUCUUCUCAAGGAAGAUCAGGACAUUUGAAAGGUGCAGGUAACACGGUAGUUUUGCAAAAUACUGUCCCUACUCAAAAGACUACACAAGGGAAGAGAAUAAUUAAACAAACAGUUGUACAGCAAGGAUCUCCAUUACAAAAUAUUACAUCCCAAAGCAGUACUCAACAAACAAUGGGCAUGAGUUCGCAAGUUCAAAAAGGAAAGGCAGUACCUACGUCGGCUGUACAAAAAGUUAUUGUUUCUCGUGGUGGCCGGCAAUCAAAAAUACAACAGAAAAUUGUUGUUCAGAAAGUUCAAGAACCUGCAAUUACGACUGUACAAAAUAUUCAAGCGAAACAAACCGUUUCGGGGUCACUGACAGGUAUAUCAAGUAUGCCCAAGGUAACUCAACAAAAACAUUCUGUUAGUAGUGCAACGUCCACGAAAGCUGGUGUAAAAAGUCAUGCAAUAAGUAAAACAGCUCAGCAUCAGAAGAAUUUGUUGAAUAUAGCAAUGAAUUCAUCAACAACUAAUGUAAACACAAAUCUGUCUACUUCAUUGUCUCUUCCACCAUUAGAACCAAUUGAAUCUGAAAAGAAAUCGAAAGUAGAAAAUGUUCUUUCAGAAGUUAUUCAUAAGGAACAAGCUAAAGGAGACAAGUUCAGCAUUGAGAAAGGCAAUGAAGCAGAAAAAGUAGAAGAACCGAAGAUCACUACACAGCCGCAAAUAAUGGCUUUACCAACAGAAAGUAGCGAUGGAACACAAACUUAUGUUUUAGUAACUAUUGAUGAACAGGGACAGAUACAGCCGCUUGACAAUAAUGCUCUUAUGUCAUUAGAGGGCACAACACAAAAUCCAGAUGGCACAAGAACUUUGUACAUAGAUCCUAGUUCAUUGGGGGAAGCAGGUACAUUAGACAAUAUUGUUUUGCAGUUUGACAAUGGUGUUCUACCAAACAUACAGACUAGUACUACGGAACCCACACAGACGAUUAUAUCAGAAAGCUUCCCUACUUCAGAAGUGAUACAAACAUCGAAUCAAGAUAUUCUAGCAGCUGCUCUGGCUAAUACAGAUUUUCAACAAGAAAUCAGUUUAUCGGAGAAUCCAACCGGAAAUGUGAUGACUGCUGGCUUGACACAGACAAGUUUGAUAAAUCAAACUAUUUUACAAUCAACCAUUAUUCCCCCUACGGAACCAAUAUCUUCUCCUUCUGUACUUGAAACAUCUUUGACUUUAAAUCAACCUAUAAUGACUCCACUAGAAGUGCCUAGUAAUUUACCUAUACAAUCAGAAACAACGCCGACUUCUACUGUGACGGAUAUUCCAUCUUCUCUUGAAUUGCCAAUAACGAUAACGAAUCCUAGUAUUUCUUAUAUUUCAACAGGUGAAGCACAAAUACAGAUUCCUGGCAAUUCUAUGCCAGAUAUUGGAGAAAUCAUGGAAAGUUCAAAUACAGCGGAAAUCUCAAGAACAGAAGUUCCUGUAACUACUCAAUACUUAGUGUUGCCGAAUUUAGAAAGCAAUAUUCCCACAGAAGCUCAGAAAGUGGAAACCGACGCUAUUUCAAUGCCCAAUGCUUCGUAUUCAGUUUCGAUACCGAAUAGCAUAGUUUUACAAACUUCACAAGUUCAAACUACUCCCUCGAUGCCUAUAAUAGACGACACCUACACAGAAAAUGUCCAAUUUAAUUCUACCAUGGAAUCAACGAUAACGACAGAGCAAACUUUUGUAGAUGUAUCGGUUUCUGAAAUGCUUGUUUCAAAACCUCCAACUUCUACAGAAAGUGUGCAAUCACAAGAUAUUACUGUAACAUCAGAGAUCGCAUCGCAAGAUGUCCCUGUAUCUUCUCAGGAACCUAUUGUGUCAACGAAUGAACCUUCUAUUUUAAAUGAAGAACAAAACACAAAAGUACCUUUGCAAGAAGCGCAUUCUUCUAAAGAAAUUUCCACUAAAUCGGAAGAGAUGACUUUGCAAUCUACAAUUGAUAAAGAAGAUGAUGCUUCAAAUAUAGCAGCGGAUAAGCAAAACGAGGACGUUAGUAAUAAUGACAGUAUAGUACAGGUACAAAUUGCAGAACAACCAGAUGAAUCUGCACAGACAAGUAGUAUGCCCAUAAUGGAUGAAACUGCUUUAAUCACAACUGAAUCCAAUGUAAAAUUGCCGUCUGUAGAACAUGCGAACUUUGAAGUGUCGGAUUCGAAUGAGAUAGAUACGGAUACAUUGCAAGAAUCGAAAAAUGUAAAACAACUUAAAGAACUGAACUUCAACGAACAAUCUAACAAUAAAAUUCAUUCUCCCAUAACAGAAGAACAAGCGGCAACAUCUAAUGAAGUAGAAGCUGCCCAAGAAACAGCUCAAAUUUUACCUGCAGAAUCAUUGAACCGUCUAGACGAGCAAAGUAUAGAUAUGGAUGAAGGUAUUGAGUCUAAAAUUUACGCUGCGAGUACAGUAAUGGAAUCAGAGGAUUGCCGAAGAGAUGAGCCAUCAUCUCAGGGAGAAUCGGAUAUAGUCCAAAGAAAUUUGGACCUACAGUUCGAAGAGACGACUUCAGAAACUAGUCAUGAAACGCCAUCGCAGUCGUACGAACAGUUUGGUAUCGCAGUGACUACUGAUUCUACUGACUUACCUAGUCAAUCUGCUACAAAGUCCGAAAAUUCGAGAGAACCUUCGCAAUCAAUAGCAUACGAACCUAUGGAAACAGACGAAGAAACAAUCGUCACAGAACCACCAAGCCAAUCGUUUGAGCAUUCGAAGAUAAACGAGGCUUCUCAAUCAUAUGAAACUUCUGUGGAAGAAAGUACGAAUGCGCCUACGCAAUCCUUUAAUGAACUUAUGCAAAGUCAAGAAGAGAGAACAACUAUGGAUGAAGGAAUUGAUGAUCAAACAUUCCCCACACAGAGCUAUGAUGUCGGUAAGGCUGAAAAUAUUUCAGAAAAUUUAGAAACUGACACUGAAAUUAGUCAGGAAGGAAAUAUGCCAUCUCAGUCUAAUGAUAUUGGUGCUGAUGGUAUCGGUACAUCUUCAGUUUCUACAAAUAAUUCCGGGUUGAACGAGGAUGAAACUGCGAGUUCAUCUUACGUUCCAGAAACUCCUGAGAAUCAAGAAAGAGAUCCAGAUCAAGAAAGUGCAAUAAGUACAUCAUCUUGCGAAAUUCCACCUUGUGCAGAAUUAAAUAUCGCGUCAUCUAGUGCAGAACACACAAUUAUCCAUGACAAUGGAGUACCUGAAAUACCUACAUCAUCAUACAAUUUGAAUCCGGACAUUACAUCAACUCAUGUAGAUUCUGUACCUACCUCUAGUUAUGAAGAACAGAAUGUGUCAACUUCUUAUGAAGUACCGAUCUCAAUGCCCGGCCUAGAAGAAACACCUUCUCAAAACUUUGUCACUGAAAGUACAGAUCAUAGAAAUGAACCUUCUAGUUAUUAUGCACACCACCAAGAAGUAACAGCGAGUUAUUAUGAAUCAGUUGGCCAAGAAACGAACUCUAGGUUGGAUGAAGAUCCACAAGAGGAAGUUACUCCUAGUUAUUAUGAGGGUAACCCUCAAGAAGCCAGUCAGAGCUAUUUUACUCCAGAAGAAGCUACGCCAAGUUAUUCCAGCCAUAAUGUUUCUCCUAGUUACUAUGAUCAUAGACCAGAAAGCGAAGCCAGUCAAAGUUACUACUCUACACAUGACAUAGAGAAAAGCGAACAAUCUUCCUCACAGAACAUUGAGGCAUCUCAAAGUUUUUAUCAGGAACAGUCAGAUGAAUUAAAAUUAAGACAACAAGGUGAAGCUACUCCAACUUAUACUGAAAGAUAUCCAGUUGAUUACACAUUGGAGAAUUCCCCAAUAGAAAGGCAUGAUCUUGUAGAAAGUUCUGUACCAGCCACUAGGCCUACAGAGAGGUAAUACAUUAUGGUGGGUAAUAGCAUUAUGCUAUGAGAAGAGUCCCUGUUUUUAUAGACUAUUGGACAUUGCAGCCAUUGAUAAAUAAACCCGAGUCUAUUUUCAAGUGUAAAUAUAAUAUUAAGAUAAUAAGAAAUGAAAUGUAAGGUUAAAAUUAGAUUCUUAUUAUAAUUUAUAUCUAUUAAAUAAAUAAAAAUAUAUAUACAUCUACAUGUUAACACAAUAUAUGUAUAUAUAUAUACCGACACGGAUUCAAUUCGUAUAUAAAAUUCAAUAUGUAAGCAUUGUAAUUAACAAGAGGAAAUAUGGUUUCAUUGCAAAGACAUUAUGAUAUUAUUAUUAUUUGAUAUAUUGAAGUAUUGUUGAUACUUCAAUGUGAUGUAUUCAUAAAUUCUUUUUUCAUUGUCCCCCAGAUAUGUUAAUAUUUUGGCAUAUAAUAAAUUUCUUAUUAUUAUACAUUUUUAAAUAUCAUAUGCAUACAAUGUGUAUAUUGUAAAAUUUCGCUGUGAAACGGUAAAGUAAUAGUAAAAUCUAUUAAUCAUUCAUUUCACAUCAUGCAAUUGUUGCAACGAAAAUAUCAUUCGCUCUACUAAUAAUUCGUUUUGCAAUUACGUCGAAAGAGUAAAUAUGAUUGUAGAAUAUUUAUAUAUUGUCACGGUUUUUUAUUAAAAAGUAAUCAAAGUUACUGAAUUACGUUACUACUACUCCAUAGCGUUAAUUUUAGUGAGCGAUAUUUUUCGUCUAAUGCCCAAAGAAUGGGCGCGUCGAAUGAUUGUAUAAAAAUGAAUGCACAAUAUAUCUUCAGUAAAAUAUUAACAAUGUAUGCCCUUAAAUAUUUGUAAAAUAUAUAAGUAAAGACUUCUUGGGCUAACAUUCGAAGACUUAAUUUUUCAAAUAAGUUCUUCACUAUCCUUCUUUUUCGCUCAAUAAACUACCCGUUGAUAAAAAUUUUUAAUGUUGUAAGUAAUCACAGGUAUGAAUAAUUGAGCGGAUUCAAGGAUUGAUUAUUAGACGUACAGUGUUUACUUUGUAGGUAGUAGUUUACAUUUAUGAGAAAUAAACAAGCCUAUUAUUUCAACUAUAAUAACGUGUAAUCUGUGUGUUGAUGCAAUGUAAAGGAUAAAAGGGUCUUGACAGAAAAUCUAUCAUGUUUGAGACGAAUUCACACUUAUAGGUGAAUAGUUUUAAAUUAAAGUGUUCGGAUGAUUGUUGUUAGAAACAACGAUUUUAAAGAAAUCAAUUUUACUUCUGUAGCAUAUUUAAAUUAAUCCGAAUAUUGCAUAAUUUAUUCAUGAAUAAAUUAGUACGAUAUACAAGUAAAAUUUAUAUUUUAAUAAAUAUCCCCUAAUAUGAAUUAAGGGAAUAUUCAUCCUAGAUAGUAUGUGAAUCUCAAACAAGAUAGAUUUAUUAUUGUCUCCUAAUAGAAAUUAUUAUAUUCUAUUCUUUAUAAACUCAUGUUAUCAAAAAUAAAUUUGUUUUUAUUUGUCGUGGCGUUUUCAAUUAUGGUCACGUAUGUACAUAUUAUAUUAUUGUCAAGGGAAAGAAAUAUAUUAAGUAAAGUUAUUAAUGUCUUACGCGCGCGAAAAUGGAAAGCAAACUUAAUAAAAUGUUUUCGGGGUAAACUUAGAGAAAAAUCAAUUUUGCAAAAUGGACUGAAUUGUUAAUAUUAAUCACUAUUUGAAUUCUUUUAAUAUGUAUACAUUUAUGCAUGUAUAUAUGUAUGUAUACAUAUAUGUAUCCGCAUAAAUAUAUAUACAUAUGUAUUUUCCAUACAAAGAAGUUACAUAAGAAAAAUUUUCUGUACCUAUAAAUAGUAUAUCAUACUUUGAGAUGGGGAAGUUAUAGUUACAUUUUCUAUUACAAAGUUUCUCAUACAAUCGUAAGGAAAUACAUACAUAUACAUAUAUAUGUGUGUGUGUGUACAUAUAUGUAUGUGUAUAUAUAUAUAUCUAUUGAAAUAAUAAAACGUAAGUGGCAUAAAGUGAUACUAAAUAAAAUAGCAUUGCUGCGUUCUUAUAUCAGUAACAAUUUGAUAUUUUCAUCACUAACAAUAAUUAGCUUUUUAUUUCUACAGUGUGCACGACAUACACGAUUGUAACUAAGAGAUAAAAUAAAUAUAUGAAUAUUUACGUA